Molecule: messenger RNA, 738 nt
Organism: Hepatospora eriocheir
Lineage: Eukaryota; Fungi; Microsporidia; Hepatosporidae
Source: the annotation of a GenBank genome assembly
AUGGGACUUAUGUUGGGAGAAUUUAUAGAUGAAUAUAAUAUAGUGGUAGUAGAUGUAUUUUCAAUGCCACAAUCAGGAACAGGUGUAACUGUUGAAGCAGUUGAUCCAGUAUUUCAGACUAAGAUGUUGGAUAUUCUUAGAGCAACUGGAAGAACUGAAAAUGUAGUUGGUUGGUACCACUCACAUCCAGGAUUCGGAUGUUGGUUAUCGUCAACAGAUGUAUCAACACAAAGCGCAUUUGAACAGAUGUGUAAAAGGGCAGUUGCAGUAGUAGUUGAUCCUAUACAGAGUGUUAAAGGAAAGGUUGUUAUUGAUGGAUUUAGAAACAUCUCUCAAAUAUCUUUUGAUGAUGUAAGAAUAGUAACAAGUAAUAUUGGAUAUUUAAAGAAGCCUUCGUUUAUUUCUUUAGUGAGAGGAUUAAAUCAGAAAUAUUACUCGUUUGAUAUUAAAUUUACAAAAGAUCAACUUGAUCAAAAUAUGUUGUUUAAUUUGAAUAAAAAAUCAUGGUCAGAUAAUCUUAAACCUGUUAAGAUAAAAGGAAGUGAUUUAAAUAGCAUAUUCAAGGAUUAUUGUAAAUCUGAAGCUGAAUAUCAAAAUUCUGAAAAAUUAGCAACUGAAACUGAUCAAAUGGGUAAAACGAAUUAUAAAAAACAUUUGAUAGAAAAAACCAAUGAAGUUAUUGAAGAGUGCACUGUCAAUGAAUUACUUCAUGCAAUUCAUAAUUACAUUUUUCAAUAA